Messenger RNA from Pichia membranifaciens NRRL Y-2026, 910 nucleotides. RefSeq lists its product as hypothetical. Lineage: Eukaryota; Fungi; Ascomycota; Pichiomycetes; Pichiales; Pichiaceae. The transcript has a single exon. Gene Ontology annotation, biological process: endosome transport via multivesicular body sorting pathway; protein transport; late endosome to vacuole transport. Bases 104 to 784 code for a protein of 226 amino acids. The record is from RefSeq and is a predicted model, not a curated record. Gene Ontology annotation, cellular component: multivesicular body; ESCRT III complex.
CUGAACGAAGAACAGGUCUAGCCGUAACGGGCCCCACAGGAAGGCUUGACAACGCCGGGUUCCGCUAAGAACCGCAGCAGAUCCAACCCAACAGUGCGCCGGUAUGGACCUCGUCAAGAACGCUAUCUGGGGACCGGACCCCAAGGAACAGUACCGGAAAUGCCUGCAGUCACUGCGAAAGAAUAAGAGGCAACUCGACAGACAAAUCCAGGACUUGAACAACGUGGAGAAGAAGAGCAAGUCGCUCAUAAAACAGGCGGCGAAAAAAAAUGACAUGAAAUCUGCCCGGCUGUACGCCAAGGAGCUCCGCAACACGCAGAAGGUGAACGAGCGCAUGCACGUUUCCAGAGCCACGCUGGACUCGAUCGAGCUAAAGCUGAACGAGCAGCAGCAGUUGAUCAAAAUCAAAGGAUCGCUCCAGAAGUCGACGGCGAUUAUGCAGGACAUGAGCCAGCUUGUGCGCGUGCCCCAGAUCAGCAAGACGGUGCAGGAGUUGUCUAAGGAGUUGACGAAAAGCGGCGUCAUCGACGAGAUGGUGUCGGACAUGUUGGACUCUGCGGAAUGGGAAGACGAAGAACUGGAUGAAAACGAGGAGAUCGACGACCUGCUCACUGACAUAUUGGGCGACAAGGAGACUGCCAUCGUGCAAGAGCCUAGCACUCCCGCUGCAGUCCAACAGGAAGCACAGAAGACGGAGCUGGCGGCUGCGAUCGAGGCCGACGACGAUGACGAUGAAGACCUCAUACAAAACAUGCGACAGAGGCUUAGUUCCUUACAAGGGUAGACCGGUUUUGUGUAAUUUAUGUUGUUAUAUUUUCUGGAGAUGUAAUAAAAACACUAUAUGUUGUUGAAAUUUACAAAAGUGUGCUAUGUAAAUAUGUGUGUACUAUUUUUUCAUUUGUUCAACGUA